AUUUUCUUGGCGUCCCUUGACCAAGCUACCUGGAGUUCUUCCUCCUGCCGUCUGUACAUCAGUAUAAAAGUCCCCCGACGAUCAAUGUCCAGUUCCACAAUUUGCCUGGUGCAAACACAUACUCCCUCUUAUUCGAGCUGGUCUCUGAUUUCUAAUCCUCUUCUUACCAUAACAAACCUUCCGAUGUCUCCUUCCUUCGUACCUUCCAAACUCCAGACUAUUGCAGCUGUCGUGCUUAUCCUUUCAUCCUCGUUCUUUGGGGUUAACGCAGUUCCAAUCGACGUAUCUUCUGCGUCGACUUCAGACACGCCAUCGCGACACAGUCAUGUGGACUCAAGCGCGACGAAUUCGAUUUCUUUUAGGGUAUGCCUAUGUUAACACGGAUGUCGGCACAGAUUUCAACGCAGCUACCCAAUUCACACGCUGUUCAUUUUGAAGAGGGACCUUUAGGCAAUGUCGGAGAA
This is a messenger RNA of Lentinula edodes (shiitake mushroom), 464 nucleotides long. RefSeq lists its product as uncharacterized. The transcript has 3 exons. Lineage: Eukaryota; Fungi; Basidiomycota; Agaricomycetes; Agaricales; Omphalotaceae. The coding region runs from base 85 to 378 and encodes 97 amino acids. The record is from RefSeq and is a predicted model, not a curated record.